AUAUAGUCCACACUGUUGAAACGCGUAGGCGUAGGGAUUUGUAGAUGUUUAAUUGGUUCGUUGAUUUAUCAUCUUUUAGCCUUGAUGAGCUUGAAACUUCCCAGGAGGAAGAUGAGUUUUCCCGGCGUUGUGAAAAUGGCGGAAGACACAAGCGAACAGAUGAGACCGCUACUCACAUCCGGUAAUGAUGAGGAGGCGGUCUUGGACCGAGGGAAGACCAGCUCCACGCUCUCCACUAACUUUGAGAAAGAAGAUCUGGAAAGUCACAGGGCACUCUAUGUUGGUGUUCACGUCCCAUUGGGUCGACAGAGCCGGCGGCGGCACCGUCACAGAGGACACAGACAUCACCGCAGAAGGCGGGAUCAUUUGGAGCGGGAAGACGGCCAAGAGUGUCCGUCAUAUGACACGCCCUCCCAAAGGGUACAGUUCAUCCUCGGCACGGAGGAUGACGAUGAGGAGCACGUUCCCCACGACCUCUUCACCGAACUGGACGAGCUCGCCUUCAGGGACGGAGACAUCCUGGAGUGGAAGGAGACCGCCAGGUGGUUGAAGUUUGAGGAGGACGUGGAGGAUGGUGGCGAGCGUUGGAGUAAACCUUAUGUGGCCACGCUGUCCCUGCAUAGCCUGUUUGAGCUGCGCUCCUGCAUCACGAACGGCACUGUACUGCUCGACAUGCGCGCCAACACCAUCGAGGAGAUCGCAGACAUGGUGAUUGACAGUCUGCUGGCGUCUGGUCAGUUGGACGAGGACGUUCAGGACAAGGUGAGGGAGGCCGUCUUGAGACGUCAUCACCAUCAGAACGAGAAGAGGCUGAGUAACCGCAUCCCGCUCGUUCGAUCCUUUGCCGAAAUCGGCAAGAAACAUUCUGACCCCCAUCUACUAGAACGCAAUGGUCUCCUGGCGUCCCCUCAGUCGGCUCCCGGGAACCUGGACGGCAGCAAAGGGGGCGAAAGUCGCGCAGGCGGAUGCAGUGGUGAAAACAGCACAGUAGACUUCAGUAAGGUGAGAAAGGGUGGACAUGACCAGCUUCUACUGUCCCCUGCAGGCCGUGCAGGUCAUCACCACCGGUCAUGUGUGUUUCAGGUGGACAUGAACUUCAUGAAGAAGAUUCCACCUGGUGCAGAAGCCUCUAAUGUGCUGGUGGGGGAAGUGGACUUCCUGGAACGUCCCAUCAUUGCCUUUGUGCGCCUCUCCCCCGCCGUGCUCCUCACCGGACUCACUGAGGUCCCAGUGCCCACAAGGUUCCUCUUCCUUUUGCUGGGUCCGUUUGGAAAAGGUCCACAGUACCACGAGAUUGGACGCUCCAUGGCCACUUUGAUGACAGAUGAGAUUUUCCACGACGUUGCGUACAAGGCGAAGGACCGAAACGACCUGCUGUCAGGGAUUGACGAGUUCCUGGAUCAGGUGACGGUGCUCCCACCAGGCGAAUGGGACCCGAGCAUCCGCAUUGAACCCCCAAAGAGCGUCCCCUCUCAGGAGAAAAGGAAGAUUCCAUCUGUCCCCAAUGGCUUCGCCCACAGCUCUGACAUCAUCAAAGAGGCAGAGCAUCAGACUGGACCAGAGCUGCAGAGGACAGGAAGGCUGUUUGGUGGUUUGGUGAAGGACAUCCAGAGAAAAGCACCCUUCCUGCUAAGUGACAUCACAGACGCCAUCAGCCUGCAGUGUUUGGCAUCCAUCCUCUUCCUAUACUGUGCCUGCAUGUCGCCCGUCAUCACUUUUGGUGGCCUGCUGGGAGAAGCCACCAAAGGAAAUAUUAGCGCCAUUGAGUCGCUGUUUGGGGCUUCUCUUACGGGUGUGGCCUACUCUGUCUUUGCGGGUCAGCCUCUCACCAUCCUGGGAAGCACCGGCCCCGUUCUGGUCUUUGAGAAGAUCCUCUUCAAGUUCUGCAGUGACUACGGCCUGUCCUACCUGUCUCUACGGACCAGCAUCGGCCUGUGGACCGCCUUCCUCUGUUUGCUACUGGUUGCCACAGACGCCAGCUCGCUUGUGUGCUACAUCACACGCUUCACCGAAGAGGCCUUCGCUGCACUCAUUUGCAUCAUCUUCAUCUACGAGGCCCUGGAGAAGCUGGUGCACCUGGGGGAGCUCUACCCAGUUAACAUGGGUAACCACCUGGACAACCUGACCUUCUACACGUGUGGCUGUUCUCCACCCGCCAACACAUCAGCUGAGAUACGUGAGAUUUGGAGCAACUACGGCUACAACUCGUCUGAGAGCGUCCCAUGGUUGCAGCUUAGUGUAAAGGACUGUCAGAGGUUACACGGCAAGUUUGUGGGCUUAGCUUGCAGCCAUGAAGGUCCCUUCAUCCCAGAUGUCCUCUUCUGGUCUGUCAUCCUUUUCUUCACCACCUUCCUCCUCUGUUCCUUCCUCAAACACUUCAAGACCAGGAGAUACUUCCCCACCAAGGUACGGUCAACCAUCAGUGACUUUGCUGUCUUCCUCACCAUCAUGGUCAUGGUGCUGCUGGAUUAUCUAGUGGGAAUUCCUUCUCCCAAACUCAGCGUCCCGGACCGCUUUGAGCCCACCUCCAACACCCGUGGGUGGCUCAUUUCGCCGCUGGGCACAAACCCCUGGUGGACACUGCUUGCCGCAGCGAUCCCUGCUCUUCUCUGCACCAUCCUCAUCUUCAUGGACCAGCAGAUCACCGCUGUCAUUGUCAACAGGAAGGAGAACAAGCUGAAGAAAAGCUGCGGCUACCAUCUGGACUUGCUGGUGGUGGCGCUGAUGCUGGGCGUGUGCUCCAUCAUGGGGCUGCCGUGGUUCGUGGCAGCGACCGUGCUCUCCAUCUCGCACGUCAACAGCCUGAAACAGGAGUCGGCAUGCGCGGCCCCUGGCGAGCAGCCCAAAUUCCUGGGCAUCAGGGAGCAGCGUGUGACUGGGUUCAUGAUCUUUGUCCUGAUGGGCUGCUCCGUCUUCAUGACCUCUGUGCUCAAGUUCAUCCCUAUGCCCGUCCUCUAUGGCGUCUUCCUCUACAUGGGCGUGUCCUCGCUCAAAGGAAUUCAGCUCUUCGACCGCAUCAAACUGUUCGCCAUGGCGGCCAAGCACCAGCCGGACCUCAUCUACCUUCGCUACGUGCCUCUCUGGAAGGUCCAUGCCUUCACGGUCGUGCAGCUGUCCUGCCUCGUUGUCCUGUGGCUCGUCAAAGCGUCCCCUGCCGCCUUCGUCUUCCCCAUGAUGGUUCUGGCGCUGGUGUUCAUCCGGAAGCUUCUGGACUUUUGCUUCAGCAAGCGAGAGCUGAGCUGGCUGGACGACCUCAUACCCGAGAGCAAGAAGAAGAAGGACGACGAUAAGAAGAAGAAGCGGGAGAAGGAGGAUGCUCAGCGGAUGUCGGAGAAGGUGGCAGAAAACUUUGCUUUCGAGCCGGCCAAGGUCAUCGAGGUGCCGGUGAAACGUUUGAAAGGACAGACGGACCCGUCAGAGGUGAACAUCUCAUAUGAAAUGGACAAAAGUGGCGUGUGGAAGUCUCUCUCUGUGAAGUCUGACAGUAGCAAAGCUCUGAAACACAGCAACAGCCAGGAAAAUCUCGCCAGCGUUGCUGUGGGUCGCGGAGAAGAUGCGAGUGUCAUUGAUGCCGAGACGUCAUUAUGAGCCACAAAGGAGGUCAAACUUCAAGAGAACCAGUCUGGUUCCUCCUCAACUUGAGGAUUAAAGUGUUCUUUUUUUCUCACCGUUUUAUGGUGAAAAUACACAAGUUUUAUUUUCACAAAUUGACCAAUUCUUUCAUCACAAAGUGUGUAUGCAUACGUGUGUGUGUGUGUGUAUGUGUAUGUGCAUGUGGAUAGGCUUGCUGUCUUUGUAGUUUAAUUUGUAAAUUUAAUAAAAUCAUUUGGAUAAUC
Messenger RNA from Dunckerocampus dactyliophorus (ringed pipefish), 3836 nucleotides. RefSeq names its product sodium bicarbonate cotransporter 3-like. Bases 85 to 3588 code for a protein of 1167 amino acids. The record is from RefSeq and is a predicted model, not a curated record. Gene Ontology annotation, molecular function: solute:inorganic anion antiporter activity; monoatomic anion transmembrane transporter activity; sodium:bicarbonate symporter activity. Gene Ontology annotation, cellular component: basolateral plasma membrane; apical plasma membrane; plasma membrane. The transcript is spliced from 24 exons. Gene Ontology annotation, biological process: monoatomic anion transport; transmembrane transport; bicarbonate transport. Lineage: Eukaryota; Metazoa; Chordata; Actinopteri; Syngnathiformes; Syngnathidae.